Messenger RNA from Galleria mellonella (greater wax moth), 6420 nucleotides. RefSeq lists its product as uncharacterized. NCBI's taxonomy places the organism in Eukaryota, Metazoa, Arthropoda, Insecta, Lepidoptera, Pyralidae. The record is from RefSeq and is a predicted model, not a curated record. The transcript has 3 exons. The coding region runs from base 1 to 6420 and encodes 2139 amino acids.
AUGAUUAAGGAGAGACUCGGUCACCACCGCGGGGUACACCAUAAGCAGUCGACUGCGUCAAACACGCAAGGAUGUGAAGAGGCACUUAUUGAUACGGUUUCCGUAUCACCAACCUCAAUGACCAGCCUCAAUAUUUCAAGUUCAAGAAAAAACGUACCUUGCCAGAUAUCAAGAGCAUUCGACAAUAUGAGUCAAGGCACACACAGCAAUCGAGAGACUCAUGUAAAGAACAGUGCUAAUGGUCCGUUAAAAAAAACUGAAACGUGGGACGGGAUAGCACCUGAAAAUAAUUAUAAAAAUAAUCUAAAAAGUGAAAUCAUUAAAUGGUUACAAGAAAUACCGAUCUAUCCAAAUUUCGAACCGUCCGCAAAAUUGAUGAGAGAAAAUAUGAUGAAUGAAUUAUUGGAUGAGCUUUAUAAUCUCUCCGUUGAUGUCAAUUGUGGCAAUAAUGAAGAAAAUAUUAGAAAGUGCAUUUAUAUUUUCCUAAAUAAUCUACCCAUGUGGUAUCCGGGAGCGACACGCGAUCAAGAACUGUUUGUUGAAAGAUUAACAGAAAAUUUGUUUCAAAAAAUUAAAUGGAUAAAUGAAAAAACAUUUGUUAAAGAUACUGAUACUGAUUUUGAUAUUAAUGAAAAAAACUCAGAACUUAACAAAAUGGAUUCAUUCGAUGAGAUUGAAGAAAACAUAUCAGAUAUCUUGAUUGAUAAUUUUAAUUCAAUUAAUUCAGAUAAAGAUUUGUAUGCAAAAGUGGAAAUAUGUGACCUUUUACGCAAUAACUACAAUAUAUCUGAACCUCAGGCCUCUAAUAUUGCUGUAUAUUUAGUUAAAAAUGUAAGAUGCGUGACUGAUGAAUUAUAUAAUGCAAUAUAUUCAACUGACAUCAUUCACCAACCAUGUCAUUCUGGAAAUGUUCUCGUCCUUACAUCGGAGCAUGAGAUUGCUGGACCGUCUAAUUAUUCCAUAACAUUACCGUCUAAGCAAAGUCCUAAAAUUAAAAAGGAAAUUUCAAAAUUGAACAUCGAUGAACAAAAGUACAUGAGUAAAGUUGCAACGCUUAUAAGAGCCUGGAUGGAUACAUUACCUGAACAGUUUAGUUAUUCAAAAGAUAAAAACUUUAAAGAAACUAUAAUAUACGAUUUAGCUGGCGAUAUAAUGGAUGAAGUAAAAUUAGAACAAUUCGCACCGCACGCAGAUACAGACAGAGAUAUAAUGAUAAAAUAUUUUGUAUACAAAUGGCUACUUAAGUUCGAUAUUUUGGAAGACUUAGAUGACCCAGAAACGCAUGUAAAUAAUUUUAUGAGGCAUUUAGAGGAAAUACCAGUACCUGUUAUGACUAAACCUCAACACGGAAACAGACAAGUAAUGGAUAAUAUUAAACAUAUGCAAGGAGAGUUAGCUUGGAAAGAAUAUUUUGUACCAAAAGGCAUAGAUAUUUUGGAAGAUGAAAUUUCUAUCUGGAUGAAUGAACAACCAUCUAGUAUUUAUAUAAAUAAAAAUAAAGAUCAUCAAAAUAAAGCUAUACAUGAGUUAGCUGAAAUUUUACAGGUAAAACUGAAAAAUAAGUGUCCAGAAACUGAAAUAACUCAAGAAGUAACUAAAUGGCUUAAUAAUGUAAUAGUCCUGAAAAAGAAAAUAAACAUCGAUAUAUUGACUGACCAGCUGAAAGAGAGGAUAAUAAAGUUACCACAAGAUGCUACCUUAGCGGCCUCACUAGAUAAAAAAUUGAAGCAAGAUGCUGAAGUAGUUCAACCAAAUAUCACAAAUCAAAACAAAGACAAAACAGAUGUUCGAGAUGCGUCAAAAUACAAUGAAGAUCUUGAUAAAACAUUGUUACAAUUAAUAGAUAAAUACAUAGAACAUAAUUAUAACGCAGAAGAUGCUAUGGCUAAAGGAGCAUUUUGUGAACUACUAAAAUCUGAAUUUAGAAAAUUAAGCCCACCAACCAGAAAACAAUUAUAUAAAAAAAUCGAAAAUACAAAAUCACAUAAAGAUUAUCAUUUAAAACAAUUGGAUAAAGAAUUGCUGUACAUUAAAAUAAUAUCUGAUUGGUUAAAGAAUAUACCAAUAAAUCAUUCUUAUAAUACACCUGGAAAUAAACAGCGAAUCGAAUUUGUAAAUAAUUUGGCUGAAAAUAUAUAUAAAAUUGAAAUGGAUAGACUAGCGGCACCUACUGCAAUGGACUAUAAUGUGUAUUUAGCUUCAAUCAUAAAUCAGUAUAUAGAACAAUUACCUAUUCUACCCGAACAUGUAAGUAAUAUUACACUAAUAGUAAAUCAAUUAAUUUCAAAAAUAGUUGAAACCCGGUCAUCGACAGAUUGCCAAAAUAUUAGACGAAGAAACUCUUCUAUUGACGAUAAAUUAGAAGAACAAAAUUUAGAGGAAUUCAUAGAGCAAUAUAUCCAUAUAAAUAGUAAGAAUAUUGCUGAUGAUCAAGUUAAAUUAGAUGCUUGGACAAAAAGAGUACUACAAGAGAUAAAAACAAUUGUACAAAAUAGUACAGAUCCAACAGCGUUAUGUAAAGCUGAGAUAUAUAAUAAGUUAAGUGAGAUUCAUAUACCUGAAGACGAAAUAAUUAGCAAUUUUAAUCAAGAGUUGACUUAUGCAAAAGAAAUCUCUGAUUGGCUUAAUAAUUUGCCAUUACUAUCCAUUAAAAAUUCAAAAGACAGAGAUUCGAGGAUUAAAAUGAUCACUGAACUAGCAGAAAAAAUAUCAGAAAUUGUUAAAAAGAAAACUAAUAAUAUUGAUCAAGUACCAGAAUAUAACACUGAGUUAGAGAAUUUCAUUACAAAGUGGAUAUUAGAACUUCCUCUUAAUACGAAAACACAGUUUUCUACGCCAGUAGUAAUACAACAACUUAUGAAAAGAAUUGAUAAAGACAUUAAUAAACAACCUACAGAUAAUGUACUACAAACGAAAAAUAAAAGUAAUCGUAGUAGUCUGAUUAAAAAAAGUACUAAAACUAAACCUCAAACUAAAAGCCUUAAAAAUGUAUCAGUGUCAAGUCAGGAUCUGAAAAAUAAAAAUGCAGGCACGUUAAUUAUGGAAGCGAUUGAAAAUUGGUGUCGUGAUUUGCCAAUUGCAGAGGAUAAUAAAGAUACUGUUAAGACCAUUAAAGAUGAUAUAGCAAAACAGUUGUUCCAAAGAGUUGGGGAUUUAAAUCUAGAUCCAAGAUUUUGUAACGAUGACUUGUUAUAUCAAGACAUAUUAAGUGAUGAAAUCGAUACAGUAUUGGAAAAUUUACCCAGAAACCCUGAUCUACUGAAUAACUGGGAGGAUAUCAAGACAAGACUGAUUCGAAACGUUAUGGAUGCAAAGACAAUCAUUAAAGAAAAAUCUAGUGGCGAAAAUUAUAAACAAAAACUAGCACAUGCUGUUGAAGCAUCAAUACCGAUUCCAAUACAAAACAAACAAAAUCAUGAUCCAGGUUUCGAAUUAUAUAAGAAUCACUUAGUUAAUAUGUUUAUAUUGGAAAAUUUUGAUCAUGGAAAUGGCAUGGAAAAAUUAAAAUAUGAAAUGAAAAUAAAGGAUGAAAUUGAUAAGCUUUCCUUCGAAGCUCAGAAAAGAAACGCCGUAUCCAUAAAUAGAGAUCAAUUGUAUAAUGAACUUUACAGUGCUUUGUUUAAAGUUCCGAUUCCUGAUGAACGUUCUGUUAUUAAAGAAAUAGAAAAAAUUAAGACAAAGUAUGUAAUUGAGGACUGGUUUAAAAGUGUGCCUUUAAAAAAAGUUACUUCUUUUGAUGAACUUUUACAAUGGGAUCAAAUAUUGUCUAUGUUAGCAAAGAGAAUACACGAAAUAGAAAAUAAUGAAUCUACGCCAGAUAUAAAGAUACAAAAAGAAAUAAGUAAAUGGUUGUAUAGACUGCCUAUAAAUUCGGAACACAGUAUGAAUAUGGAAGAGUAUAUAAAUCAAUUACAGACAACACUUAAAAAUACUAAAGAUAACAGAAAAUAUGUAGGUAAAUUACAAGGUAAUGAUAGACUCAAAAAUCAAACAGUACAAAAAAAAUCUAAAACUAAAGGUAUUUUAGGAACAAGUCAAAUUGCAGGCCCCAGUAGUGCAGGUCAAAUAUGGAGAAGUCCAACAACCUCAACAAAACAACCUUGUUGUCAAAAACAGCUUUCAAAGAAAAAACCAGCGGAUCUUAUUUUAGAAAUAGUUGAAAACUGGUGCGCUGAUCUACCUUUAAAUGUGAAUGGUGCUCAAAUAAAUAUAAAUAUAAAUGAAAUAAAAGAUGACCUUGUCACGAAAAUUGUUAUUAUAAUUAGUGAACUUAACGCCGACCCUAAAACUUUCAAUGAUGAUUUAUUAUUUGACAAUUUAUUUGAUAACGAACUAGAAAAUAUAUUAUCUACUCUCCCAGUAUGUUGCACAUUUCAAAAAAGUAAAGAAGUUAGAAAAUUUCAAUUAAUGGAAGCUCUUAACACUGUUAAACCUCUUAUUAAAGCAGAAAGAGCCCGCCAUGAAUACAAAGAAGAACUUAAACGUACUAUAUCUAUCAUACUAGACGAGCCUCAAAAUACAACUGCUGAUAAAUUAGCUCUGUUCAAUGAUCUUAAAGAAGAAAUUGUUAACAAUUUUAUUCAGUAUAAUUAUAAAAGAGAUAAUAUUGAAGAGAAACAAAUAUAUAAAUAUAAGGUGGAUGAUGCUUUACUGAAAUAUAUUCUAGAUAUAGCUAAUAAAAAAGAAGGACAACCCGUUGAUCCUAUGAUUAUACGAAAUCAAUUAUUAUGUGAAUUAGCAAAAACACCAAUACCUAAUGAAGACGCCAUUAGGGAAAUAGUUGAAGAAAUAAAUAUGAAAAAUGCUGUUGAAGAAUUCUUAAAUCAAUCUUUACCUGCAGAUAAAAUAGAGAAUAGACACUUAAAAAAGCAAGUAGAGUCCAGUUUAGCAAAACGAUUACAUGAAAUAGAAAAAAGUGGACACAACUGCGCCAAUGAUAAGAAAAUAAAAGAAGAGAUAGUAAGAUCCUUAAGAAAACUAAUUAGAGAAAUUGAUGAAAAAAAUGUUGAAGAAUUUGUGAGAAAACUUAAAGACAAUGAAUUAGAUAGAAAAGCGUCUCCAAUAAAAAAACCCGACUCUUUCAAUGACUCGAUAAAUAUGACUGAAAUGCUUCGUCAUCACAGCUAUUCAAAUUAUGAGGGCAGUUUCAAAACUUUACGGAGUGAUGAUAUUUCAGCUCCUCCUGGCCAGUUAUUUUCUCAUGUUCCCGUAGGACUACCUCAGUACAGCGAAGAAUGGUUGUCAUUAGAACGCACAACCGGUAAUGCUCUAAAAGCCGCACAAGGAAUGACAUGUAAAGAAGUUUGCAACACUGUAGCAGAACAAAAUGCUCAAUUACCUCAUAUUUCUAAAGUUAUUCAACCUUCGCCAACAGAUCAAAUCAAUAUUUCAAUACCUUUUCCACAAGCACAGAGUUCUGCCAAAAAUAUAAAACAAGUUGGACAUAACUACACUAAAGAUAAUGUGCAAGAGGAAGUAGUUAGAUCACUAAGAAAAUUCGACAGUGGAAAUGCAAAAGACGUUAAAGCUUUUGUGAGUAAAUGCAAAGACAAUAACUCGGAUAGAAAAUCAUCUCCUGAUGGCGUAUCAAAUAUAACUGACAUACUUCGUCAACACGGCUAUUCAGGUUAUAAAGGCAGUUUUGGAAGUUCAAAAAGUGGAAAAUAUCUGACUGUGCCAUCGACAUUCCCUCACGGUCCUGCAAAACCACAUCACUACAGCGAGGAAUGGUUAUCGUUGCAACGCACAUCGGGUAAUGCGCUAAAACCAUCACACCAAAUGACAUGUAAUAAAGUUUGCAAUACUGUAAGAGAUCAAAACACCCAAUUACCUCACAUUUCUAAUGACAUUCAACCUUCGGUAACAUACCAAAUUUAUGUUCCUAUAUCUGUACCAAAAACUUCUACCGCGAGGGAAUCUAUGACCAAUCAGAUGAUAAAUUCAAAUCAUAUCGAAACAGAUAGAUUUGAUCAGGCGACUGGUUAUAUUCCUAUUCCAACCCAAAAUGUGCCUGUUUCGUGUCGAAACAGAUCUCCAGUCGAAAGAAAAACUGUCGGAAUUCAAAUAACAAACGCUGCCCCUCCAAUAAAUUUAAGAGCUGUGAACCAAACUCCAAUAAGUUCAAGAGCCACAUCUUGCCCGAUGACAUCCAGUAUUCCUGACCUUUCACCUGACAUUUCACCUGCGAAUGCUCACAAUUUAAGGUCAAGAACUUUAGCAGCGACACCGGGUUUGACACAUUCAUCACAAAGAAGAACAGCAAGAAGUACUCCAAACUUCGAAGACAGAGAAAAUUCUAUUUGCGACUGCACUGGUUCAGGGCAGCGAAGAAGAAAAUGCUUCAUGCCAAGGUGUUGGGACGAUUUCGGCCCUAUGUGUUGGAGAGUUCCACAUCCUGGUCCAUGUUUCUUUUAUUAUUAA